Pungitius pungitius (ninespine stickleback) is the source of this 1218-nucleotide messenger RNA. Its product is annotated as doublecortin domain-containing protein 2C. The record is from RefSeq and is a predicted model, not a curated record. Gene Ontology annotation, biological process: intracellular signal transduction. Gene Ontology annotation, cellular component: microtubule organizing center; microtubule. The transcript is spliced from 10 exons. NCBI's taxonomy places the organism in Eukaryota, Metazoa, Chordata, Actinopteri, Perciformes, Gasterosteidae.
AUGCAAGACCGGGCGGGGAGAGCUCGUCUCCCGCCGACCAAGACCAUCGUUGUCUACAAGAACGGAGACGCCUUUUUCACCGGGAAAAAACGGGUCCUGAACCCGCGCCACCUCUCGACCUUUGACAACUUUUUGACCUCUUUGACCGAGGAGCUCGCGGCUCCGUUCGGCGCCGUGAGGAGGCUGCACACGCCCACGGAGGGCCACAGGGUCCACGGCCUGGACGACCUGAAGCACCGGGGGGUCUACGUCGCGGCCGGAAAUGAGAAGUUCAAAAGACUUGACUAUUGUAAGAUAGCAACAACCAAGAAGCCAGAAACUAUGAAAGAAGAACAGAUUCGUCCCGUUGUUCACAGCAGAAUAGUAGCUCCUGCACGCUUUGGGAGAAUUAAAGAGUCAUGCACCAUAAAUGUUUUCAUCAACGGCAAUUUAUCGGUUGAUCCUGUUCGAAUACGGAUCCCAAAAUAUACUCUGAGAAGCUGGGAAAGUGUUUUAGCCAUGGUCACGGAGAAAGUGCGUCUUCGGACUGGUGCCGUGUACAGGCUUUGUACAUUAGAUGGGCGCCCUGUCUCCGACCUCGCUGAACUGGAGAACAACCGCUACUACGUUGCAGUUGGUGCCAAAAAGUUUCAAAAUCUCCCAUAUGUUCACUGCAUCCCCUUCAACGAUCGUAUAAGGAAAAAUAACGUGGUCGAAGGGUAUAACACCUAAUGAUUUUGCAAUGACAUACUGCCGGUGGUUAAAAAGACAAGCCACCCAAAGGAUAAGUUUGCUCACACAGGCUUUAGAGAGGACCUUGAGCACACAGCCAGGGGCCAGAUGGAGAAAGAAGCCCAACACAACACAACCAAACAACAGGAGCAGGUGUCCAGGAACCCAGUUCUCUCCUCCACAUGGGAGGGCAGCGUGUUCAAUGCACAAAACAAAAGAAGUGAGCUGGCAGGAGCAACGGAGGUGCAGGAAGACGGCCAGUUGAAGGCAGACCUGCCUAUUGAUCAGGUCGAGGCCAAGAUGGUUGACGAGGAGUGUGUGGAUGGCAGCCGCUCUGCGAGUCCCCGCGAGGCCUCCCGGCGUGGUUCAAACAGCUUGUUUCUUCCGAGGGUUUUGUCCGCAAGUUCCAGGAAAAAUGAGGCCGAAGCGAUGGAGGCAUGUUCCAGGCUCGGCGGAAUACAGUCACGGGUGCGCCGGUUUUUCAAGGGUAGGUUCAUCAAAGCAUAA